AUGCAGUGCAAGCUUCGCCCACUUGAAGCUAUUUGCGUGGCAGGCGCUGUAGAAGAUUGCUUAGAUAGGCUACGCGUUUUACAAAGUCUCACUCCUUCUGUAAUUACUCAGAGAGACGAAUUAUCAAAUAUUCUCGGAAAUACAGUUGCUCAAAUUAUCAAAGAACAAAAAGUAUGUGAAGAGAAGUAUGAAGUUUUAGUUAAACGCCGCUCUGAACUUAAAUCUCUCUCAAACAAAACUCGUUAUAAAAAGAAUCAAGACAAAAUCGAAGCUCAAGCACAUGAGCUUCAAGAAUUAACACGUGAAUUAUGCAAGCAUCUUCGUGAGUCACCUAAUGUUUCUCAAAACUUGCUCAAAAUCCAAACAGAAAGAACGGAUCUAAUUACACAUUUCGAAUCAUUUAGAAAGGAACUAUUAUCAACAUAUUCAUUCCAGGGUAUCUACGAAUGGGCAUCAGGUCGUACUACUGCCUACAACAAAAUGAUGCAAAUUAUGCAACAAGACAAAGACAUGCAAAAGGAAAUCAAAGAUCUCGAUGAAAAGAUCCGCAAGACAGAGGCAGAAAUGGCACGCCAGCUUGAAGAUCUUGAUAUAAAGAUCAAAGCCAGUAAAGAAGAAUUACAACAAACUCAAGCCAGAAUAGAAGAUGUCAAAGCAAACAGAGAUGAUGAACGUCAAGCCCGCCUUGAAGCGCAACAGAAUAUGAACGAAUUAAAUCAAUCUAGACUGACGCAACAAGUUAUUAACGCUAAAUUACAGCUUCAGAACGAAAAGAACGUUCAUUCUGUUACUCUCUCAUACUUUGACAGACGCAGGGCACACAUAAACCAAAUGAUGAAGGAAUGGACUGACAAAUACGAAACAGAUGUCAAAGCAGAGACAGAAAAACUCCAGGGAUUCAAGAGAAGGAUUGAUGCGGCUACAACAGACUACAAUGAACUGAAGCCUGAGAAAGAAGAAGCCGAGAGAUUGAUGCAUUUGGAAACAGAAAGAGCAAAAGAAAGAGCUAAGCAGAAUGAAAUGAGAAACUCACAGACAACUGUGAUGAAUAAGAUAAAGAUCCUUUAUUUGUUGCAUUCUAAGAUUAGAGGACCUCUUCCAAAGCCAAAACGCGGAAAAAAGAAGAAAUAA
This is a messenger RNA of Trichomonas vaginalis G3, 1131 nucleotides long. RefSeq names its product sperm axoneme assembly. Bases 1 to 1131 code for a protein of 376 amino acids. Gene Ontology annotation, biological process: cilium organization. Gene Ontology annotation, cellular component: cytoplasm; motile cilium. Lineage: Eukaryota; Parabasalia; Trichomonadida; Trichomonadidae. The record is from RefSeq and is a predicted model, not a curated record. The transcript has a single exon.